Messenger RNA from Gryllus bimaculatus (two-spotted cricket), 365 nucleotides. The record is from the annotation of a GenBank genome assembly. NCBI's taxonomy places the organism in Eukaryota, Metazoa, Arthropoda, Insecta, Orthoptera, Gryllidae.
AACGCUUCCUUGACCACACAGCUAAAUUGCAGAAAGUCUACCGGAGGAUAACCUCCGACGAUUCCCAAGCGGUGACGAGAGCAGGGCGAAUGCCCCGCCGCCGGGGUCAAGCUGGGCAGUGCUGGGCAGGGCGGGGCGUGUGGAUGGCGACGCGGCGGGGAGGGGACGUGGCCGGGUGUUGGGCGCGGGGGCGGGGCGCUCGAGGCAGUUGGCGAGGGGCAUUGGACGGAAGCGACCGCCCCCGUCGCGGAGGCGGCGGCCGCGAGGAGCGGGAGGGCAGGGGAACGGCGGACGGGCGCGGCGGCCUGCGGUCGAGGUGCACACCGCACGGCAUUACAUCACAGACAAGUCUCGAAAUACGCAUA